Trichobilharzia regenti is the source of this 7279-nucleotide messenger RNA. NCBI's taxonomy places the organism in Eukaryota, Metazoa, Platyhelminthes, Trematoda, Strigeidida, Schistosomatidae. The record is from the annotation of a GenBank genome assembly.
GAACUGGUCAGUACUUAACGCUAAAGGGAUCGAGACCGUACUGAAUUGGUCAGUACUCAACGUCAAACAGGAUCGAGACCGUACUGAAUUGGUCAGUACUCAACGUCAAACAGGAAAGACCGUACUGAACUGGUCAGUACUGAACGUUCGUCCAGAAGAAACUGUGGUGAAUUGGCCGCACGCAACGUUGUUGAAAAUACACUUUUCUUUGGAACAAUGCAAACGAGAUCAGGGAAGCAAAUUUCGGAGCAGCAGUCGGAGAGUCGGCAAGCCCCCAUUUUUAUAAAUGAUCAUGUUGAUAAUCUUUCGUGCCCCGGCUCUCAUGUCAGUAGUUCGAAAUCAUCAUUAUCGCGAAUAACUAGUGCUCAGUCGUCACUUCUAAGGGCGCAGCUAAAAGAGAAACAGCUUCGACAGGAAUUAGAGUUAGAGAAAAAGUUGCUAAAGGCUAGACAUGAUGUCGAAAUGGCCGAGCUGCAUGUGAAGUUAGCCACGGACGACGAACGGAACAUUGAGGAAUAUGAAAGAGGCAGUGUCAUUGAUAACCGGGAGCAGCUAGAACGAUAUGUGAAAGAUUGUGCCGCAAUGGCUGGCGGGGACGCUCCUGUUACGGUCAGGAAGAGCGCGGUCGUAGAGAAACUUGACAUGCCUAAGGUUGAAAGCGGGGACGCUCCUGUUACGGUCAGGAAGAGCGCGGUCGUAGAGAAACUUGACAUGCCUAAGGUUGAAAUGUCCUAUUUUGAUGGUAACGGUACUGACUACUUGAGAUUUACCAAGGAAUUCGAGUAUUAUGUCGAGAAUAGAGUAAAGGACCCUGGUCAAAGAAUGUUAUAUCUGUUGCACUAUUGUAAAGGUAGAGCUAAAGCAGCCAUACAGGAAUGUGUGAUCUUGCGUCCUGAGAGUGCGUAUGCGCGAGCUAAGGGUAUCUUACAGGAUCUGUUUGGGGAGAUCCACGUCAUCGCACGAAACCGUAUUGAAGACAUGAUUAGAAGCCUACGACCUGUGGCAGAAGAUGGAGAAUCUCUAUCCCGUCUAUCAAUACAGCUUCAGAAUUGCCUGAUUGCCCUAACUGAAAUGAACUAUUUGUCGGACUUAAAUUCCGUAACAACUCUCGAGAGAAUAGUACGCAUACUGCCGAUAGCAGUUCGAAGGAAUUGGGCCCGACUAGCAGACGCAAAGAAUCAAGAAGGGCAAGAGCCAUCUUUUCAGGAUCUUUGCCAGUUUGUUUCUACAGAGGCAAGAGUGGCACGAAGCCGAUACGGACACCUCGUUUCAGAGGGCUUUAACCGUCCGAACGCCCAAGUUUCACUAAAUAGACAGGGUCGUCGUGAGGGCACAUCAUUCGCAAUACAGGGAGAAAGGACCCCUGCACCCAAGCGACUGUGUAUCCUCUGUAGGUCUGACCAUGCUACUGCUUCAUGUCAGAAGUUCGUUGGAUUAGAUGUGCGAGACAGAUGGAGCUGCGUCCGCCGCCAAAGAGCAUGCUUUUUGUGCCUAGAGGUCGGACAUCGUAUCGAUCAUUGCGUAUCGGGUAUAAAGUGUUCCAGAGCUCAUUGCAGUGGUAAACAUCACCCACUGCUACAUGUUGAACCGAUCGUAAACCAAGUGGCAGAGCAGGCGACAUGUGCUGCUACUAUGCAUUAUGGAACAGCAGUUAUGCUAGGUGUGAUCCCCGUCAAGGUGCGGGCCCGCGGUAAGGAAAUAUAUACUUAUGCAUUUCUGGAUAACGGCUCCGACGUUACCUUAGUUACGAAGGAUCUAUUGAGCAGCUUAGGCCUAGAGGGCACACCAGCGUCUAUGACCUUGACAACAAUCAAUGGUGCGAGUCAGGUCCAGGGCAACAUGUGCGAACUAGAAGUCGCAUCAAUGGAUGAAAAUGAAGUGAUAAGACUUGACAGAGUGUUCGCGUUGCCAUCCCUGCCGGUCAAUGCACCCUCACUAUCGAUAUCACGAGAGGCCCGUCGCUGGCCACAUCUCCAGGAAUUGCCAUUCCGCGAACUUGAUGAUAAAAGGGUCACAAUGCUCAUAGGCUGCGAUGUUCCCGAGGCGCAUUGGGUCCUCGAUCAACGGUUGGGUAGUCGCAAACAACCUUACGCAAUAAAGACAUUGCUCGGUUGGGUCUUGCUAGGGCCACUUCAUCGAAAUACGAAAAGAGGCACUGUCAACUACGCUCGAAUCAGUGAAGAGAGUAUCAAAGACGACAUCAGAAGGUUAUAUGAAGCUGAGUUUAAGGAUACUGAAGAAAAUGAACACUCAUUUUCUAUCGAGGAUCGUAAGGCAAUCGAGUUGGUUACUCGAAGCACCGUCUUAGAAAAGGGGCAUUACAUCAUUCCCUUGCCAUGGAAAGAUCCAGCAAAGGUAAUGGACAAUAAUUAUGUAGUCGCCAUAAAUCGGUUACUCAGUCUGAAACGGAGGUUAUCGCGUGACAAGAACCUUUUAGCACGAUAUGUGGAUGGGAUGAAUACGAUGUUAAAAAAUGGUUAUGCCGUUCCAGUACCCCCAGAGCAAUUAGCAGCCAGCUAUCGCCCGAGGUGGUAUCUUCCACAUCAUCCCGUAAUGAAUCCGAAAAGGCCAGAUAAACUGAGAAUAGUUCUAGAUUGCGCCGCAACCUUUAGAGGUUAUUCUUUGAAUGAUAAGCUAUAUCAAGGACCUGAUACGAUUGCCGAGCUUGUUGGUGUUCUGUUGCGCUUUCGAGAAAAGCCUAUUGCUGUAGUCGCGGACAUAGCUGAUAUGUUUAUGCAAGUGAAGGUGCCAGUAGACGAUCGAGGGGCAUUACGAUUUCUGUGGUGGAAAAAUGGUCGUCUGGACGAAGAGCCGCAGGAGUUUCAGAUGACAGCGCAUCCAUUCGGGGCAACUUCAUCACCCUUCUGCGCGAACUUUGCGUUGAGAAAAGCAGUAGAGGACUUUGGUUGCUUAUAUCCGAAAACAGUAAGAGAUAUAGUACGACACAACUUUUACGUCGACGACUGCUUGGCAUGCUUUGAGGAUGUUGAGGCAGCCAGUAGGUUUAUCACUGACGUAAGUGAUCUGCUAAGUCGAGCAGGUUUCCGACUGCAUAAAUGGAUUGCUAACCGGGAAGAAGUAUUAAAAUCGGUAACGCCAAAGGAGUCUACCCCGACGUCUCGACUCAUCAAUGGAGACGCAGUGAAGGUAGAACGUACGUUGGGUUUAGAAUGGAACUCGGAGGUAGAUUGCUUUGUUUUCCCCUUCAAAAUCCCGCAAAAACCUAUCACGAGGCGUGGCAUUCUAUCAGCAGUAUCUUCUAUCUUUGACCCACUUGGGAUACUGUCGCCACUGUUGCUUCCGGCAAAGUUGAUGUUACAAUCACUCUGCAAACAAAAUAUGGGAUGGGAUCAGUCAUUGUCCCCACAAAACGAGGAAGCCUGGCAGAGUUGGAUAGGCGCCGUGGAGAGAAUAGUGGCUUUGAGAAUUCCUAGAUGUAUUGGACCUAGUUUCGACUCUGAAAACUGCACCCAACAGUUACAUAUACUAUGUGAUGCGUCAGAAGUAGGGUACGGAGCGGCUGCGUAUGUGCGAGUACAAUCGAGUCACAACAAGGUUUAUUGCAAUUUACUCUUUGCCAAGGCUAGAGUCGCCCCGCUGAAGGCCGUAACCAUUCCACGCUUAGAACUAGUAGCGGCAGUGUUGGCAAUCAGGCUGUACGAGAUUAUACGUCGUAAUACAACCGUGAAAUUUAAAUCCGUAUGUUUCUGGACGGACUCAAUGACAGUAUUAUAUUACAUACGUGAUACGUCCACUAGGUUCAGCACCUUCGUAGCAAACCGACUAGCCACCAUACACCGUUACUCAGAGCCCAAACAGUGGUACCAUGUACCAACCAGAGAUAAUACAGCCGAUCUAGCAUCGCGUGGCACGUUAAAACUUGAACAACUACAGCGUUGGUUGGAGGGUCCGAGAUUCCUAUCGAAAGAAGAACAUCAAUGGCCGCAUGCAGAGCUAUGCUGUACUCCUGAAACAAUAGAGUUGAAGAAACAAACAGCCGCAGUACGAAGUCUUGUUCGACCAGACUGCAUCACCAAUCUGUUGAGACGAUACUCUAAAUGGACGCUCUUAGUGAAGUCUUUUGCAUGGAUCCUUAGAUGGAAAGCCUUCCUAGUUGAAAGGUUCAGAAAAACGGGAAAGGAAGUAGCGGUAAGAGGAUUAUUGAAACUAUCAGAAAUGAGGCACGCAACUCUAGAAAUUAUACGAUCUGUUCAGAGUGAGGUCUAUUCGAACUUCGAUGAAAUAGGGACGAACAAGAACUGUAAGGGCGUUGAUUCUCUGAGAAAGCUGUGUCCGAUUGUAAAGAAUGGAGUCUUAUGUGUAGGAGGUCGUCUUUCGUACGCGGACAUUUCCAUGGCAAAUAAGCACCCAGCAAUCCUCCCUUCGAAACACAGAGUUACCGAAAUAUUGAUUCAGCAUUAUCAUACCACAGAGGGUCACUGCGGAGUGCAUCACGUUCUGGCGUCUUUGCGUCGCACCUUUUGGAUUGUUAAAGGUGUCUCCACUGUUAAACGAGUUAUUGGGCAAUGUGUCGAAUGUAAGAGGAGGUCUACGUUAACUUGUGAGCAGCUCAUGGCUCCUCUACCCAUAGCGAGAGUGCAAGAAGGAUGGUAUCCAUUCCAGUUCGUUGGAGUAGACUACUUUGGACCAUUUUUUGUUAAGCGGGGUCGAGGAAAAGAGAAGCGAUAUGGCUGCUUAUUUACGUGUCUACAGAUUCGCGCUAUACAUCUUGAGGUAGCACAUUCCUUAACGACUGAAUCAUUCAUCAUGUCGUUAUUGCGGUUUAUAGCUAGACGGGGGACCCCUACAGAUAUCUACAGUGAUAAUGGGACCAACUUUGUCGGCGCAAACAGAGAACUGAAGGAGCUAGUGAAUGGAUGGAAUCAGAAGAAGAUUAAUGAUACUCUUUUGUCCAAAGAGAUACAGUGGCACUUCCAGCCUCCAAAUGCGAGUCAUAGAGGUGGAGUGUGGGAGCGAAUGAUUAGAUCAGUGAGAGCUAUUCUUCAAGCAUUAUGCAACGAGCAGAAUCUAAGUGAUGAAACUAUAUUGACGUUUAUGGCAGAAGUAGAACGCAUAUUGAAUGAUCGGCCGCUUGUACCAUCAACAUCGGAUAGUAGAGAUAAUCUAGCUCUCACGCCAAAUCACCUACUACUGGUCUGUCGAAACAUUAGUAUGGAGACUCCAUCAGAUACUGUCCAUGUAUACAACUCCGGAUGGAAGCAGGCUAUGCAUCUAGCAGCUUCGUUUUGGCGGAGAUGGAAGCGAGAAUAUCUACCCUUACUUCAAACUAGACAGAAAUGGAUCACAAAAUCCAAAAAUCUAUCCCCGGGGGAUGUGGUGUUGAUUGCGCCAGAAUCUUCGACAAGAGACCGUUGGCCGCUAGGAGUUAUUGCGGGAUGCGAGGAAUCCGCGGACGGACUUGUCAGAACGGUUACAAUAAGAACGAGAAACGGCGAGGUGAAGCGCGAUAUACGUAAGAUAUGCCUACUAGAGGGAAGUCAUUUGUAGGAGAGCCGGGCACGAGGGUUAUUCUGUAUAACAUGAUUCAUAAAAUCCUAGUCGGAUUUUGGGGGCCGGUGUAAGAUCAAUUCUAUUCCCAUCCUUGAAUCAAGGCAACCUGUCCCGGAUCAGCCUAGCGUUGUUGCAACCCAAUUAUCUAUGCCUAACGUGUCUAUCCCCUCUUGUUUAAUGAACUGUGUAUAUGUGUUUUUACCUCGAUCCGUUUAGUCAGACAGUUGAACUCAUGGCCCAAUCAGAGUAUUUUGUGAACUGUUAAUUUUGCUGACCCAUGUCUAACUUUGUACUAUUCUGUCGAGUUUAUCUUAUUUAUUGAUUUUCAUCUGUAUUUUCCUACCUGGUUAAGUAGCCAAUUAAAUUCUAUCUUUGUGCCUAUGCUCGGUCUAUCUCUCUUAAACGCUCUCUGUUUUAUGCCAUACCUUACUUGGGUUCAUUCUUCUACUGACUGCUUACCUGAACGGUCGUGUCUGGUUCCGGCUAGUUCGCAAUUUUGGUUUUAACGUUAUUCCGCUCUGAUAGCGGUACCUUGCUUUCUGUUAAGCAUUGUGCUUUGUACUCUUGAAACCGUUAAGGUUUGUUGUAUAUAUAAUUAUUGAUUUGUUUAUUAAUAGUACCGUAGAAACAGUGACCGGCUUCUUGUUUGUUCUGGACCGGGAUAGCCUUUAUCUACGCGUGACUUAAUUUCAAGCGAUAUUGCGCUUACAGUCAGUAAUAACUAUGGUUAUAAUGAUAACAAAAUAUUGACAAUAAGGUUUACGCAGGUGGCGAUAAGAAUAACAAAGGUAGUAAUAUGUGUAUAUGUAGACAAUUCAAUAAAUAAAUAAGUUAGGUCAAAUCUUAAGUUACUUUAUAAUAAAGGUGAAGUGUACAGAGAAUCAGAGUUUAAAUAAAUAUCAUAAAUAUAAGAAAAAUCCCCAUUUAGACAUUUAGAAAACAGAAAGAUUGAGCUAAGAAAUACUUACUUUUCGAUUAGAUCCUCAUCUCUGGCUCUACUCUAAUAUAUCUUCACAACCACCCUUAUUCUACGUUCAAGAAAUAAGGAGAAACUACCUAAAUUUGCCUCUUCUGUGUGUAUCUACCAGUUUGACUACAACUGUGGAGCCAGCUACAUUGGGCGUACAAUUAGGCAGGUUCAUCACAUCGUAUUUUCAAACAUCAUCCAACAUGAUUAAGCAAGGGACAAACAAGAUCUAUUCGUAACUCUAUAUUAGCCCACCUUGUAGAUAGUGAGCAUAAGGUUGACUUUAAUACUGCAUUUAAAAUUAUUUAUCGUAUUCCUACUAAUCUUAAUUUUUCUUUACGAGUUCGUCUUCUACAUACCCUUAAAGCUGAAGCAAUAGGAAUCCAUCUGAAGAAGAAGCCGAACCUGUGUGUGUUCAGAAGAAAUUUGUGCAGCCACUUUCCUUACCUUGACCAUCGUUACAUGAAUGUAUAAACCGGAUUACUUCAUCCCCCUUCCCUAUGAACAUUUAAAAAUUAUAAAAAUUAUUGUCUAAAUUAUUUUAUUUAUUUUUUCCUGACGACUUCGUCCUUAAUUACAUGUCAUCCUUGUAAAAUUAAUUCAUUCUAACCAUUUCCAUCUUUUAAUUAUGUGUAUUAAUUAAUUCUUCGUUAAUUAUCACCGGCCGCAUUGACAUGUUGACACUGACUAAUUAUUGUUAACAAACAUAUCCGUGUCACUUGAUUCGUAAGCUGUUGUGUAUUGUAAUAAUAAAAAUGUUAUACAGAAUAUAUUAGAGUAGAGCCAGAGAGAGAUGAGAAU